GUCAUUUUUCGAUUUUUGACAUACAGAAAAUUCCAAAUUUUUAUGGAAUGUAAACAAAUUUUCAAAUUUAAUUUUUUAAUAUAAAAAACUGUAGAUAGGCAUUUUUGAAGUAGAGUAUUUUGAAUUUCAUUGCAAUGAUGACAACGAACAUGUUUUACUCACCACCGAUCCAGCCAGCCACAAACUCUGCUACGACUACAGAGACCAUUUUUAUUAUGAAUCAUCCUGGAAUAUUGUAACCAUUUCCUAUUUUUAGUGAUUUUUCUCUUGAAAGAAACGUUUAAAUUUCUUGAUAUUUCAUAAAAUCGCUCCCUUUUUUUUAUUGAACUAUCACACCCACCCACAAGCCGCCAAACUAUUAAACGUUUGCCAAAGAAAACUAUCGCAAUGUUGUCAAGGAAGAACAAAGAUCUAAGGGCAAUCAACGAGGGUGUCGUAGGCAAAUAUGUGAAAAAAGACACUCCACCCGAAAUGCCAAUUAUUAAUAUCUGGACCACUGAACCCAAGAGACGUAGUUCAAACCAGAGCAGAUCGUCUUUGCCUCCACAAAGUACCAUUCCUCAUACAGCACCUCACAACGCUACAUUACAGACCGUUCAAAAAUUUGGCAAUCAAAAAGCCACAAUUAGUGAUGUGGGAUUGGGUGCACACGAAGGUAAAUACACUCCCAGUGCUUCUGUGCCUGAUCUUGCAACACGCUUUGCUAAUUUAUCAGUCGGAUUAGGGCCGGAGAGUCAUUUGUACGGAAGUAAUUUCAGUGGUCCUAAUAAUUCAAAUAAUGUGAAUUCGAUGAACCAUAUUUAUGCCAACCAGUUGGUAGGCAAUAGUUAUAAUGAUAACUCUUCAAACAAUGCUAAUUAUGUAGAAAUUGAUCAAAUCUAUCCUCUCGAACCAAAUAUCUUAUACAAAGACACUUACAAUAGGACAAAUUCUCCUAUUUACCAAAAUACUCGAGACAGUAGUGUGUUGAGAACAAAUCAAGAUCAAACCACCCCAAUAUACAGUAAUACACAAAUAGACCGUUUCAAUAGGAAUCAAUACCAAGGAAUGUCUUAUGGUGAAUCAUUGGCUCAUAAUUUAAGACAAAGCGUGGGUAGAAAUGAAAAUACUCAAGAACCAUCAGAAGAGUUGCCAUUACCUCCAGGAUGGUCAGUAGACUACACACUGAGAGGUCGAAAAUAUUACAUUGACCAUAACACCAAAACAACCCAUUGGUCUCAUCCCUUGGAACGUGAAGGCCUUCCAACAGGUUGGCAAUGCAUACAAAGCCCAAUUUAUGGAGUUUAUUAUGUAAACCAUAUAACAAGACAAGCGCAAUAUGAACACCCCUGUUUGGUACCCUGUUUCAAUUAUAGCAAUAUCUCACCUCAAACCUAUCAAAGGUACUUACCAGUGAGACCGACUCAUUAUCAACCUCACAGUGUUUUGGUACCAGCUAAUCCAUAUCUGAUGGAAGAAAUCCCACAUUGGUUGAAUGUGUAUUUCAAAACUGGAACAGAAAUAGACCAUAAACUCAGAUGGGAUAUGUUUAGACUAUCAGAAUUGGAAUGUUAUAAUGCGAUGCUAACAAGGCUUUAUAAGCAAGAGCUGCAAAAUAUUGUUAUGAAAUAUGAAACUUAUCGAGCUGCAUUGAUGGUCGGAAUGGAAAAAUUCAGGGUUAAUCAAACUAAUCCUAGGCUGUGAUCUGAGAGGAGAAAAAAAGUUCCUACCAUAAAUAUUGCAUCUAUAUUGUCACUACAAUAUACAUAUUUUUUUAUAUUUACAUAUUUGUGUUUGAAGAAACUAAAAUGUUAUAUAAUUGUUUAUUUUUUAGGUUUUCGCUAAUCUACUGCAUGUCUAAUUUAUUUGUAUCAACUUCAUUUAUAAAUAAUAAAACUUAGGAUUCAGUUUCUAUUGCUUCAAUUUUUUCUUCUUGUACUGGUGGAUGCACUAUUCUUGCUGUAAAAUUACCCCAUGUCAGAGUUCGUUCUAAUGCCACUGAAAUGAAAAAAAAAUUGCCCU
Molecule: messenger RNA, 2001 nt
Organism: Ceutorhynchus assimilis (cabbage seed weevil)
Lineage: Eukaryota; Metazoa; Arthropoda; Insecta; Coleoptera; Curculionidae
Source: the annotation of a GenBank genome assembly